AUGAACAAUUUACGACCUUUCAAAGACGUCAAUAUUAUUACUAAUGAUAAAAUUAAUCCAUUGAGUUCUAUGGUAGUGUCUACUUCGAUCUGUGAUAAUUUAAACGACGAAUCGAACGAUUCAGAAGGACGAACCUACCACAAUUUGACUAAUGCAACCCAUACUUUACAAUCAGAUUCAUAUUCUAAAUACUCCACUGCUUGCCAACUUGAAACUCCAACUCAUGUAACUACUUCGUUGGGUAACAUAAACCAGAAUUGUCACAACAACGAAAUUUUAUUAAUUGAUACACCAAGUGGCUCAUUAUAUCAAAAUUAUCAGAGUCCAAGUAAUUCAUCUGAAUUAAUUAGGAACGAAGGUUCACAAAAUCCUCGACUCAACAAUUAUGUUUACCAUGUGUUAAUAGAAAGUGGUGAAGGCGUAUUCCAAAUAGCAGCAUAUGAUUUUGAACAGAAUAAGGAAAAUAAGAAGCGUUUAUUAGAAUGUAAAAAGGAAACAUACUUUUCGAUUCACAAAAUCGCAAAGUUAAUAAUAUUUCACGAAGUUCGUCGCACAAGAUCUUAUUCGAUAACUUCUGAAAGAUUCGGAAAUUUAGCUUCAAGUGCAGCACAACUGUUUCCUACCUAUUUACAAGAAAGUUUCUAUUCUCCCGCUGAUAAGAAUUCUGGCCCUCAUGGAGCAUUUCAAAGUUUUUAUGCCAAAUUACGAGAAAAGGCGAUUGCAAUAGAUAUUGUGAAAAAAUCGGGAAAUCGUAAAAGAAAAAGAAAUGAAGAUCAAUGUUCGUCUGAACAAUUCAACGAACUAAAAACACCCGUGAACAUUAUUGAUGACGAUUAUAUGAAAAUUUGGAUCUCGACUGACAAAGAGGAAAAAAUUGCAUUCUUUAGUAAAUCAGAUUACAAUACUAUUUUCCAACAACUUCCCGCUUUACAACAUCCACUGGGCUAUACAUUAAUUCAGGCAGACUUCUCCAUUUUUUUUGAAAAAAAUAAUAAUAUAUUCAAAGACAACUGGCCCUCUGUUGCUCAGCAAAUCAUUAAAGUUGCAAAACUUAAAAAGACUGACAAGGACAUUAGGGCUAUUUUUCAAAAAUACAACAGUGUGACUAGUGCUGAUGACAACGUUUUGGCAUUAAUAUUGUUGCCAUUCUUAUUUAAAAAAAUCACCAAACUUACAUGUCGAUCAAAAACAGGAAAGUCCUGGAAUCCAGAAAAAGCAGAAGUGUUAAGUACAUUUAUUUAUCACGUGAAGGAAACAGAUAAUAUUGGAAAUUCUCUAAAAGAAGUAUCCACUAAAUUAGAAAAACUGCAUAGUGAUCAUAAAUUGACUGUAGAGCCAUAUGUUGUAAUUCAUGGCCCGAGUCUCAGCGAAAUAUCAUCCGCGUAUGUGGUUAUUGGAAAACAUACGUAUCAAGUAACAAAUACAUUAGAAGCUUUGAAUUUGUGCUUUCAAUCAGUUAAAGUGUUUAAAAAAUCUUUCUCUAAUGUGUGUAAUCACCUAUGGCAGUUUUUGGAGAGAUAUGUAUAUAAAUUUGAAGUUGCAAACUUGUAUGGAGCAGUAAGCCAAGUGAUAGAUAAACUUAAACAAGUUUAAUAAUA
This is a messenger RNA of Leptopilina boulardi, 1598 nucleotides long. RefSeq lists its product as uncharacterized. NCBI's taxonomy places the organism in Eukaryota, Metazoa, Arthropoda, Insecta, Hymenoptera, Figitidae. The transcript has 8 exons. The record is from RefSeq and is a predicted model, not a curated record. Bases 1 to 1593 code for a protein of 530 amino acids.